AUGACAGCCUUCGGUGAGGUGAUUAGGCUUUGUGAAGCGUUUGUAGGGAACAUCCCCAACGAGCUGAUCCAUGCUAUUCUUGGUAUGCUGCGCCACACACCACCCGAAGUGACCUUUCUGCGGCGCGAGCUGUUCGUGGCUGUUCGUAUGAUCCUGGGUUCUGAUCUCCGACGCUCGGUGUUGCCUUUCCUGUCUCAGUUCUUCGACGAGUCCACCCUGUUUGGUGCUGGCUAUACGUCACACGAGACACUGAAAGGCAUUGUGUACAGCACGCUAGCAGAAAUCACUCACCACAUCCGCUCACUGUUGAACAUGGAGCAGAUGGCCAUGGCGAUUUUCAUGUUUGCACGGAAUAUCCACGAUGACAACAUGGGUGUUAACAUGCAGACCAUGUCGUGCAAGCUUCUGCUCAAUCUUGUGGACAGUAUUCGAAUGAAGACUGAAGGCACAAACUCGGGUAGAGAAUUACUACUGGUGUUGCUUGAGGCGUUUGUGCGCAAGUUCCACACGUUAGGAGAGUUUGAACUUCCGCGUGUCUUUGAGAGAGCUCGUGCUGAGAGUGCGGAGAACGAGGCAAAGCUGCUAGCGGCAGCAGCAACGUAUCGCCCGGAUGCCAACACGAUCAUCGUUUCUACAACUGUGCUGGCCAAGUCAUCUCGUUCCUGUGCUGGCCUGGACGCCGCUGCGCACUGCCUGUCUCUGUACAACGAGUUUCGUCACAUCCACGGUGCCAUCCUCAACCCACACGUACCCAUGUCACAGAUCAUCAAUGACUAUCGGUACAUUGUGAAGACGCUCAUCUGCGGUGUGAAGACACUGACUUGGGCGCUCACCACUGGCACUGGAGCUUGUGUGAAGUCGUUUGGUCAAAGAGAGUUGGAGUUAUACAAGAGACUCGUCAAGUACGGAUUUCGUGUUCUGGACAUUCACAUGUUGUUGCCUCUGCCAAACGGGACGGUGUCAAUUCGACCUGCCAACGUGACACAGGUGCGUAGCAAGGAGGAGAAGGAACUCUUGGAACAUUUCAUCGGAACGUUCAACAUGCUGCCGCUGCACGACUUCGUGGAUAUCAUCAGCGAUAAGAUCGAGUUCAUUGUCCAGCGUAUCCAGUGUAAUCAAGUCCUUCAGAUGAUAGCCAAUGGGUUUCUUGCGCAGUCCAACGUGUCCGCGGCGUUUGCGUCAAUUCUCAUCCGGCAUCUCCUGGAGCACAUUGAGGACAUGGGCAAGAAAGAGUUCCACGACCGCUCCAACCUGCAUCUGCGCCUGUUCAAACUUGUGUUCGGCUCCGUUUCUCUGUACCCGACUGAGAACGAGCAUAUGCUGAAGGUGAUACAUCAACUUGAUAUUGAGAUGGUUCUCAAGCCAAACCUUCACACACUGGUCAUGCGGAGCGUAGAGCUGAGUUUGACAUCAGAGGACCCGUAUAACUACCUGCUGUUGACGAGGGCACUGUUUCGGAGCAUUGGAGGAGGUACGCAUGACCUACUAUACCAGGAGUUCCUUCCUCUCCUUCCCACACUGCUGCGCAACCUGAACAAUUUGUUUGGCGGACAGCAUCAGCAACACAUCAAGGACCUCUUCAUCGAGCUGUGCCUCACAGUUCCUGUUCGCUUGAGCUCCCUGCUUCCCUAUCUCCCUCUAUUGAUGGGACCACUGGUGGCUGCCUUGAAUCGCACACCCACGCUAAUGAGUCAGGGGCUACGUACGCUCGAGCUGUGUGUGGACAAUCUCAACCCGGAGUUUCUCAUGGACCACAUCAGUCCGGUCAAGGCGCGCCUGUUUGAGGCACUGUGGAACAUCGUACGAGACACUAACGACCAGUUGGCAAUGUCUGCGAUAAAGCUGCUAGCCAAGUUCGGCGGCAUGAAUCGGCGUACGCUAAACCAGACGGCGCUCAAGUACAGAGAGGACGGUGACAUUGGCCCCUUGUUUUCUAUCAGCUUCAAUGGCACAUCCAAACUGGUUCAUCUACCCAUGGGAGAGGCUGUCGGCACGGCACUAUUGUUGCUGAAAGACACCAAUGCCGAGCCCCACUAUCGCAAGCAAGCCUGGCUGCUUAUUCGGGCGUACAUUGCCGCUACUCUGAGUGACCUUGAGAGCAAGGACCGCUUGUUACAGGCAUUGAAGGCGAUCAGCAUUCCCGAGACAUUUGCACCGGAUGUGGAUCUAUUCGACACCCUGGAUGGUCAACAGAAAGCCGCUGUCCAGACGUUACGCAGAGCUGUGUCCGGUGUUAUACUGGCUGCUGCCAACUCCAGUGACUUGUCAGCCGAGAUUCGCCAGGAGUGCACCGAGAUCAUUCGCCAUUUCAUACUGCUGAUUAUUCUGCAGCAAUGUGGUUCUCCUGCGAUGCUGUCCAACGCCAUUAUCCGCCAGAGGUGUCUUGCCAUUGACCCGAUGGUGGUGAUAGACGGAAUCGUCGAGGUCAUCUCCAAAGAGGACAAGGAGAUUGAGAAGAUCUGCGACUUUGCGUUCAAGAUCGUCCUGCAGACGGUCACAAGCGUGUUUGGACAUGUGGCAAUCUCGCUGCCUCUGUUCUCAGCUCUGGGUGAGAAAGUGGCCAGUUUGUGUUUCAGACGCUCUUGGUAUGCCAAGAAUGGCGGCUGCUUCACAAUCUACUGGCUUGUUGAUGAGAUGCCGCUGGCGUGGCUGCUGCAGCAUGAAGUGCCUUUCAUCAAGGCUCUCUAUUUUGUCAUCUUGGAUUUGCAAGGAGAGGUCGCCGGUGCCACGGUUUCACAAGCCGAGAAGUCUCUGGAGGCGCUCGUACGCAAGUGUCACACCACUGUCGUUUCUGCUGAGGAUACACUGCACAUUAAACAGUGCACUGCGUUAGCUGGUGCUACUCAGUAUUUCAUCAAUGAGAUCACGUCUUCAAGCAAGACAGGACGGAAGGUGUCUCAGAAGAUGAUCCGGGUGAUAGCAGAGCUGAGUGGAAAAGACACUGUAGAUGUCAUCUCACCUCACAAGGAGCUUCUAUCCCAGAAGGUACCACCUGCAAAGUUCCAGCUACGUAACCAGCCACUUCGUGCGCAGAUUGGUUUGCUGGAUGGCAACACGUUCUGUCUCAACCUUCGGCCACGCAUAUUCUUUAUCGACAUGGAUAAUACUGCUCACCAAACAUUUAUCAAGGAGUUAAAACAUCUGUGUGAAGAUGAUGAUGCUACACUGCGCAAGAACCCUUGCUACAAGACUGGAACCUCACUGGUGGAAGUGAGGAUUGCGGCCUUGAGAGCACUGGCAUCUUGUGCUGAUGUACCUCAACUGACAGCCAGUGUCUUUACCAUACUACUUCAGGCGUUUGCCGGUGGUAGUAAGGAGAUGCAGGCAAUGCAGCAAGUUGCCGUCACCCUCAUGCAGGAGUACAUUGGUAAAUAUGCGUAUGAUAUUGAACAAGUACAGAUGCACGCACAGCCCAUCAUGCUCAAGGUCUCCGACAAUCGCAGCAGUAAUCUGCAGAUCAUCAACCGAUUACGCUGGAUAACGCAUGUCUUCCCCAAGGUGUUCACAGACAGCUUCUGCGAGCUUAUGUUGAACAACUUGAAGAAGUGGCUUGAGAUUGCAUGCUUUCACAGCAGUAAGCAGUUCCAGCAAGAGAUUGCGUUCCGCGCACAAUCUCACGCUCAACAACAGCAGAGCAAGGAGAGUCUAGCAAACAAUCGCAGAUCCAUCGAGAGCAAUGUGGAGAGCGAAUUGAGGUGCUGCCACGCAUUCGUCAUGCUGCUUUCCGAGUGCCGGAAAAUGCCGCAGAAGAUGCUGGAGCAUCUGCUCAGCAUGCUGUUGGCCGGCAUAGCCAAGACGCGGUCUGUUCACGUGCCUGGUCUGCUCAUCGAGCCGCUGUUCACGCUACUCGAGCGCUUCAAGGCUAUGGUGCAAAACUACUUUGUGGCCAAUCUGCACGACAUGGUGGUGUCGCGCACUUUCUUGCAUCUUCUUCAACACGAGAAAGGCGUUGAGUUACGUACAUUUGUGGAGGGCAAUGUCGCAACUAUCCUGCAGCAUCUAACGGUGAAAGCUGAGGACCGACCGAGUCUGGAUUUGCGUUCGGCACACGCGCUCGCAGUGCGCAUUAUCAGAGUGGUUGGACGUGCCAAUGAGAAAUGGCUCUCCACUCAACAUAAACUGAUCGCCAGCCUGCGUGGCAUGUGGGAUCAGCCUAGUGUUCAGAGUUUGCUUCAGAAGAGAUGUGAGUUUGUGGCAUGUGAUCGAUGGGUGGAGCCCAAGAGAAUAGCAAAGUGCAUCCUGCAGUAUGUCAAAUACAAUCCAGGCUUGGUAGAAGCUCUAUUUCCAUUGCUACGUGCCGUUGAGUCUCGGUCGAUUGUUAGCUAUCACUUCAUCAGCUCCUUCAUCGAUGAGGUCAUCGUGCAGGGCUAUACGGUUGAGCAGCGGCGUGAUACUUACUUCAAGUUCCACCGUGUCUACCAUGAUAGCAAGUACUCAAUGGAUGUCAAGUGUUCGAUUCUACAGCACAUCAUCAUACCAAUGUUUCACUACUCGUUCCACAAUGGAGUAGUUGAUGAGCUUCUGGGUGGACCGCCGGACCCUGAUGGUGAUGACGAGAAGAACAUUGUGCACCAAUUCUUGCUGCAUGUCAUGUUCCAGGAGGGUCUGCCAGCACCAUCUGAGUCGAUGACAAUCUUCCUGCAGCAGUUUGCCACUCUGCUCAUACAGUAUGCACCGCAGCAUAUCCACGAUACCAACACCAAGGUGAAGCAUGGCUCCAAGCUGAAAACUCUGAUGAGUCUGGCGUGGCCGUGUCUUGGAAAUCGCGUUGCCGUCGACCCCAUUGCCAAGUUCAACGGGCACAUGCUGUUUGCUAACUGCUUUCUACAGUUUGCUGUGCAUAAGAAGAUACCACUACAGAUGUUCCAUUGCCUACUUCAAGCUAACGGCGUGGAAGGUCGCGGGACGGUCAAGAAAGUGAUUGAUGUGCUGACCCCAGCAUUGCCCGUCCGUAUUGAUGAUGGUCGGUCAUUGAUGGUUCAUUGGACUAAACAAGUUCUUGUUGAGGAAGGCCACUCUGCGCAGCAACUUGUUCAUGUUCUCAAUGUUAUCUGUCGCCAUCAUGUCAGCUACUUUCCAGCCCGCCACAGCUUGGUGCAGCAUCUCCUUACUGGUGCUCUGCGCUUGGCGUUUGGACCAGCGGAGAAGAACAGAUUCAAUGAGUACAAGGCCACGUUGGAGAAUCGUCGCAUUGCCUUGGAAACUAUCGAAACUGUUUACAACUGGGAGCGCCUGCACAUCGAUGCGGUGGAAGCAGAAGCAGCAGCAGCCGAAGCACCUAUGGCUACAGGUGGAGACAGGGAAGCAAGUACUGAAACGUCGUCAGAUGUCGCAACGGCAGUGCCAGCUAGGAGACCGUCAGAAGGCGCUGCAUCGGAAGCCAAGAAAGCUAAGCCUUCAGAACCGUCCGAAGGUGGCUUUGAGAAGAAGUUCUCGGAUCAACUGGUGAACUUCCUCAUUCGUCUGUCUUGUUUGGCUGGUGAUGCAACAACAGCCACAGGCGGCUCUAGUCGUGAUGGUGCCUCCUCCUCGUCAACAGCAAGUUCUUCCAACUCUGCUAGUGCAGCCGGGGGACUCAGUGCUUCAUUACCAAGCAGUGGAGGGAGUCACAUGAUUAUGCAGCUCUCAUCAUCAUCAGCCAUCACGCCGGCGGAGUUUGCUCGCAGAACCCACGCACUCCUUAGCAAGUGCUUGAAGCCCUCCUUCUGGCAAGAUGCUGUAAUCAGCAUGCAACCCAUUGAACAUGCUUUCAGUAGCAUGGCCGACACAGUCAGUAGCGUACUGAACGUGUGCUCAGCACUGGAGGUAGUAACAUUACUACUUGAUGCACUGCCACGCGUACAAGUACUUGCUCAUUUCAAGGCAAUCUCGGCCGGUGUGAUCAGCUGUAUGUCCAGUACUAACAACAAGAUUGUCAAGUCUACGCAGCAGCUGAUGGCCAGGCUCACCACCCUGUUUCCCAUUGAGCCCCUGACCACUGGUGCAGCAUCUAAAUACGAGGAACUGGAAGAGCUGUAUACCAAAGUCUCUGUCGUUGUGACGGAGGGCUUUGGUCGAUACGACCGGCUACGAGAUGAGGAGGUAGCGCGAGCAGCCUCCACCCCGCCGAGUGCACGUCCAGAGACCCGCAAUGUGAGCACAGUGCAAAUGCACGCUACCCUACAGCUGCUGAAGGCGGUAUGUUCAAGCAGCAAUGUAUACGUAGACCGGUUCAUACCCGUGGUCAUACGCGUGCUGGGACGCAUGCAGAAGGACCACAUUGAUCCGGCCAAGGCAACCGACACAACAUUGCCCGAGCAGAUUGGCGUUGCUAUUGAUCUCCUGAAGCUUCGCCUUGUUGUUAUGAAUCCUGAACAAAGGAAGCAAUACUUGCAAUGUGUGGCUACGCUUAUCGAGAAAUCGCCGGAUAUCAAGCUAGUUCGGUCGAUCAGCACCAUUGUUGAGGAGUGGAUAUCCACAAAGUCAAGUGGUCAGUCUCCGACGGCCCGUGAAAAGGGUUUGCUAUUGUCAAGGCUCAUGGCGUGUCAGGAGAAACGCUUCUCGGCCGACACGGAGUUUGUCAGCCAGUUUCUUGAUCUGGUCGCUUUGGUGUACAGAUCUGAGACCUCCAGCUCAGGUUCAGAGCUAGCCAGCAAGUUAGAGCCAGCUUUCCUGGCUGGUCUGCGCUCCACACAGCCACAGAUUCGAUCUCGCUUUUUUGAGCUGUUCAACCAGACCAUUCCUAGUCGACUGUAUGAACGUCUAUUCUACAUAUUGUGUACUCAGGACUGGUCGGCGAUGGGCAGCCACUUCUGGAUCAAGCAGUGUGUGGAGCUUGUACUAAGUACAGCACACAAGGACAAGUUUGCAGUGCUGGUGUCUGAUGCACUCAAACUGCCAGCCGCCGGAAUGUCCAAUGUCUUUGUACCAUCUGGAUGUCGUAUCACCCCACUUGGCUCUCCGCUCGUGAAACACGACACAGCUAUGGACAGUGAGGACAAGAAACCAGCUACAGUGCAGAGUCGAAAGUCCACCAAGACCUUAUCCGUGCCGCCCGCUCAAGAUGUGCCGCCAGCAGCAGCAAAGGUAGGCAUUGAAAUGCAUGACUUGGUUGUGUGGGUCACGAGGCUUGAGAGCGCGCGCUAUGUGCAUCUUCUGCAGCAUGUGUCGACCAACACGCCACGUGACAUACCCAUUGCCUACCGGCACGGUUCUGUCCGGUGGCAAUCGCAGCUGUUCGUCGAGGUUCUCCUGCAGGUUCAAGGCGUAUUGGCGACGAUGACCGUGUUUUGCGCUCCACUUUUCCAGUUCACGUACACGAUCAGCCCUUUCGAUGAGCUGAAAGCAGCUGCCCUUGGCCUAUGGGGAGUGCAAGCUGGUGACGGCGAAGACGAACUCUGUGAACUGCGACUGGACGUCGUGGAGGUGGCAUCUCUGAGCUCGCUCAUCGCUAAUGCGUGCAUGCGAAUCUCCCACAAGCAGGGUGCUAGUUUUGCUGGUGGGGUUACCUUCACACGUAGCUACUGCACUAGGUCAUGA
This is a messenger RNA of Sycon ciliatum, 7518 nucleotides long. RefSeq names its product transformation/transcription domain-associated protein-like. The record is from RefSeq and is a predicted model, not a curated record. Gene Ontology annotation, biological process: DNA repair; regulation of DNA-templated transcription. Bases 1 to 7518 code for a protein of 2505 amino acids. NCBI's taxonomy places the organism in Eukaryota, Metazoa, Porifera, Calcarea, Leucosolenida, Sycettidae. The transcript is spliced from 73 exons. Gene Ontology annotation, cellular component: SAGA complex; nucleus; NuA4 histone acetyltransferase complex.